AUGGAGCGAAUCCCUGAAGAAUUGCUUCUUGAAAUCCUCUCCAGAACUCCGACCAAGUCUCUCCUUCGUUCCGCGUGUGUUUCAAAGGCAUGGCGAGAUAUUAUGCACAAGGACCAUCAUCUCCGAAGCCUGCAUUGCGACCACUUGCCCUCUGACAAUCCUACGCCUCUCUUCUUCUCCAACCGAAGGAACGAAAACCUCUCCAUCAUCGCCAUCUCCUUGGCCCAAGACUACGUCGCAGGGAAGCCUAAGAUAUGGCAUAUCCUCAAAAGACAGUCAUUCGCGACGUGGAAUAACGGUACGUGGAACGAGGACGACUACAAGCUCGCUAACACCUGCAACGGACUUCUCUGCUUUAGGCCUAAUAAUUACCGACAACCUAUUGAGAUCUGUAAUCCUCUCUGUGCUGAGUACAGCACGCUUCCUGCUUACCCGAUGCAGGAUAUUUUCAGUUGCUCAGUCGGGCUGGGCUUCAGUCCCUCAACGAAAGAGUACAAAGUAGUCGUGAUUGCUAAAGAUCAUGGCUACAACUUUUCUCGCCCAGAAGAAGGGUCCCCGGGCAAGCUAUCCAUACGCACUCUGGGCGCCGAAGAGUCAUGGAGAGAUGUCGGAGAUAUUUAUUUCAAUACACGCCAUGGUCCUAUUUAUAUCGACGGGAAGAUACACUGGACAAUCUCCUAUGCUAAUUCAUCAACAGAUUUGCACCUGUUAUCUAUCGACCUCGGAACUGAAGAGGGUAAGGUAAUAGACAAUGUUCCGAACGACGACGGUCAGUUGCAGCUCACACAGCUCAAAGAGGGCAUCUCUGUCAUCAUUACUUCAGAGUCGGACAUCAAGAUAUGGACUCUCAAGGAAUACCACAACAUAAUUUCCUGGGAAAGAACGCAUAUCAUUGAGCUCCCCCGCGCACCGGCAGGGACACCUUCCCGGUUUCCGAGACUCGUUGGCAUGUGGCAACGCGACGAUGGUUUGCAGGUUUGGUUACACGAUGUGAUGAUCCUGUACUAUGAAGCAAAGAAUUCUGAAGAAGGGUGCAAGAUGUACGAGGAACCUGCAGUUUCAAGUACCUGGCGUCUUUCUGAAGAAGGGUGCAAGAUGUACGAGGAACCUGCAGUUUCAAGUACCUGGCGUCUUCACACAAGUUAUAUGCCGAGCCUUGUGCCUCUGAAACGAAUAGGCUGUGAAAGCAAGAAGGUAUUUGCUGAUCAAAAUCAUUUGAUUCAACACGAUGAACUACCACCUAAUUGUACUCCUAAAAGGGUAGUCAUUGAAUUAAAUCUUUAG
This is a messenger RNA of Asparagus officinalis (garden asparagus), 1284 nucleotides long. RefSeq names its product putative F-box protein At3g52320. Bases 1 to 1284 code for a protein of 427 amino acids. NCBI's taxonomy places the organism in Eukaryota, Viridiplantae, Streptophyta, Magnoliopsida, Asparagales, Asparagaceae. The transcript has a single exon. Gene Ontology annotation, molecular function: protein binding. The record is from RefSeq and is a predicted model, not a curated record.